Molecule: messenger RNA, 744 nt
Organism: Prunus avium (sweet cherry)
Lineage: Eukaryota; Viridiplantae; Streptophyta; Magnoliopsida; Rosales; Rosaceae
Source: RefSeq, a predicted model, not a curated record
AUGACUUUAGUGAAAUCAUGCAAGGAAAAUGUACAUUGGAUGAGGAAUAAUGGGUUUGAUGUAUUGGUUGAUGAAGUAUCUUUAUUUUGUGACAAACAUCAUAUUGAUGUUCCUAAUAUGAAUGAGGCAUUCGUACUUCUAGGGAGAUCAAGACGUAAUGCUCCAAUAAAGACAAAUCGUCAACAUUAUCGUGUGGAGCUCUUUAUUUAUGUCAUUGAUGAGCAACUUACGGAGUUAGAUGAUCGUUUUAAUGAGGUAAAUAUUGAGUUGCUUAUUUGUUUGGCAUGUUUGAGUCCGAGUGAUUCAUUUGUAGCUUUUGAUAAACAAAAGCUACUUCGUCUUGCUCAAUUUUAUCCUCAAGACUUUUCGGAUGGGGAUCUUUUGGCACUUGAAGAUCAACUUGAGCUUUAUAUUCAUUAUGUGUGUUCGAGUAGUGAUUUCUCUGAAUUGCAAGAGAUUGGUGGUCUUGCAAAAACAUUGGUGAAGACAAGGAUGCAUCGAGCAUUCAAUUAUGUGUAUUUGCUUAUUACGUUGGCUUUAGUUUUAUUGCUUGCAACUGCUUCAGUCGAGAGGGCAUUUUCAGUCAUGAAUAUUAUCAAGGGUCCACUUCAGAACAAAAUGGGAUAUCAAUGGUUGAGUGAUAGUUUACUUAUUUACGUUGAGAAGGAUGUUUUUGAUUAUAUUGAAAAUGAAGCUAUAAUGCUACGUUUUCAAAAUAUGAAACUUUGUUGUGGCCAUUUGUGA